AUGCAAGGCUCAAACGUGGAUUUUGAGCAGCUUUCGAGUCUCGUUCACCUCACCAACCUCACCAGUCUCUUCGUGCCCAGUGUUGUCGGUUCCAAUUCAGAAACAGCUCUGCCCACUAAUCACUUCUUCUUCGCGCAGCUGCAAUCGCUUGAGUCUCUGAGGCUUGGUUUUCGCGGCAUAACCUUUGACAGGAUGUUUCCUGUAGGAUCGGCCUGCAUUCGCCUGAAGCGGCUCAACCUCGUCUUAUGCAGCUCGUUGCAGUUUCCGGAUGAGAUUGGGGAGUUGCUGCCAUCCCUACAGGAGUUGACAGCAACAUUCUGCACUUUUCGUGCUCCCUUGCCACAGCAGUUCACCACCCUCCGCUGUUUGUACAACUUGAUACUUAGUGCAUGCAACGUGCUCCUGCCUGGAAACUUCGGCAAGCUGCCCGCUUUGAAAACUCUCGCACUGGUUUCGCUUCCGCUCUCAACUCUCCCUGCCACAUUCUGUCAACUCACCUCCCUGGAAACGUUAGUUUUGAGCCGCUGUCAAGAUUUCCAACAGUUGCCACGCCAUUUUUCUGCGCUCACAGGCCUGAAGACCUUGUGCUUCAUGAAAAUGCCGGAUCUGAGUCUUCCAGAGGGUAUUGGAGAGCUGGCAAACCUACAAACGUUCAUUCUCCGCUCCAGUAACACGGGCCCGUUUGUUUUCCCUCCUUCGUUCUCCUGUCUGUCUAGCUUGGCAAGGCUGGAACUGGACGGGUGCUUGGCAUCUGAACUUCCGCAGGGCAUGGGCAGCUUAACCAAGCUGCAGGAAGUGUACAUCCAUUCUUGCCCUAACAUCAGGGAGCUCCCAGAAUCCAUCGUGUCGUGCAUGGGCCUCCAAGUUUUAAGCAUCUGUGACUGUAGCGGCCUCAGUUCAGUGCCAAGGAGUUUGGACAGGCUUACAAGGUUGACUAAGUUGGAACUGAGUGGAUGCAACCAGCUGACAGCUGUCCCAGAAAGGUUGCCAGGCUCGCUGGAGGUCCUAGGUUUAGGGAACAAAGAGAGGACUGUUCGACUGCCAGAUAUUUCCACGUUGACGAAGCUGAAACAGCUGAGCUUGGGAAUCAUCAACGUCACAGAUGGGCUGGCUGUAAGCAGGAGCCUCUCCAAUCUGAAACAUUUGGCGCUGUCGGUGGUAGAAGGUUCAACGGAGCUGCCGUUUCCCCUGGCUUAUCUUUCCAGCCUCCGCAGCUUGACAAUUCGGGAUGCUGGAAGCAUGAAGAAGAUUCCAGAGGACCUAAGCUCGACCUUGCAGCACCUCCGAGCCCUGGUCAUACUUCGUGCUGACGAAUUGAAGGAGCUUCCAGAAUCGAUCACAGAGUUGCAGCAGCUGAGAACGUUACGGGUUCACACGCAAAAUUUGGCCUGCCUCCCUGCAAAACUCUAUGCGCUAUCUAGGCUGCGUACACUGGACCUUUCCGACUGCUCAUCUCUGAUAUGUUCCUUUUCCUCCUCUCACCCAUCUAUCCUGCCCCGCUACUAUGGAGGCAGCCGAUUGCAGCAGCUGUUUGCCACACUUCACAAUGCUGAGCAGCCUCAUGAAACUUAA
Messenger RNA from Closterium sp. Yama58-4, 1572 nucleotides. The record is from the annotation of a GenBank genome assembly. Lineage: Eukaryota; Viridiplantae; Streptophyta; Zygnematophyceae; Desmidiales; Closteriaceae.